UCUGUCUCACCCCGUCCCGUCCCGCUCAGAUGAACCGGCCGGCGCAGGCGGCAGCGGCCGCACACACAUUCUUCGUGGCCAACCCCGGGCACCAGGAGAUGAGGCAGAACCUGGAGUACUACCAAGCCAUGGCGGGCGUCCGCGAGGACGACUUCACCGACCUGGAGGCCAAACCCCACCUGAGCGAGUUCCGGCUCGGUGUCCGGUUUUACUCGGAGGAGCAGCCGGCUGCCGCCGUCCUCCACCUGGAGAAGGCGCUGGAGGAGUAUUUUGUGGCGGACGCCGAGUGCCGUGCGCUCUGCGAGGGACCCUACGACUACGAGGGCUACAACUACCUGGAGUACAACGCAGACCUUUUCCAGGCCAUCACAGAUCACUACAUGCAGGUGCUGAGCUGCAAACAGGGCUGUGUCACGGAGUUGGCCUCGCAGCCUGGCCGGGACAAGCCCUUGGAGGAUUUCCUGCCCUCGCACUUCAACUACCUGCAGUUUGCCUACUACAACAAUGGGAAUUACGAAAAAGCCAUUGAAUGUGCCAAAACCUAUUUGCUCUUCUUCCCGAACGACGAGGUGAUGAACCAGAAUUUGGCCUAUUACACGGCCGUCCUGGGGGAGAACCUGGCAGGACCCAUCCAACCCCGAGAGGAGAUCCAGGCAUACCGCCAGCGAAGCCUGAUGGAGAAGGAGCUGCUCUUCUUCAGCUACGACAUCUUUGGCAUCCCCUUCGUGGACCCGGACACAUGGACACCCGAAGAGGUGAUACCAAAAAGAUUGCGGGAGAAACAAAAGGUGGAGCGGGAGACAGCGGCACGCAUCUCGGAGGAGAUCGGCAACCUCAUGAAGGAGAUCGAGACGUUGGUGGAGGAGAAGGCCAAGGAGUCUGCUGAUAUGAGCAAAUUCAUCCGAGAAGGUGGCCCCUUGGUGUACGAAGGAGCCAGUGUCACCAUGAACUCUAAGGCGCUGAACGGCUCCCAGCGUGUGGUGGUGGAUGGGGUCCUUUCUGCCGAGGAGUGCCGGGACCUGCAGAGACUCACCAACGCAGCUGCCUCGGCUGGGGACGGCUAUCGUGGGAAGACAUCUCCUCACACCCCCAGUGAGACCUUCUACGGCGUGACCGUCCUCAAGGCCCUCAAGCUGGGCCAGGAGGGCAAGGUGCCCCUGCAGAGCGCCUACCUCUACUACAACGUGACAGAGAAGGUGAGGCACAUGAUGGAGUCCUACUUCCGCCUGGAGGUCCCGCUCCACUUCUCCUACUCCCACCUGGUGUGCCGCACCGCCAUCGAUGAGAAGCAAGAAGGCCGGAGUGACAACAGCCAUGAGGUGCAUGUGGACAACUGCAUCCUCAAUGCCGAGGCUCUGGUGUGUGUGAAGGAACCUCCAGCCUACACCUUCCGGGAUUACAGUGCCAUCCUCUACCUCAACGGGGACUUUGAAGGAGGAGCUUUCUACUUCACUGAGCUGGAUGCCAAGACCGAGACCGCGGAGGUCCAGCCGCAGUGUGGUCGUGCCGUGGGCUUCUCCUCGGGCUCGGAGAACCCCCACGGGGUGAAAGCCGUGACCAAGGGCCAGCGCUGCGCCAUCGCCCUCUGGUUCACCCUGGACCCUCGGCACAGCGAGCGGGAGCGUGUGCAGGCGGAUGAUCUGGUGAGGAUGCUGUUUGGCACGGAGGAGGGGGAAUUGCUGCGGGAGUCGGAGUCGGAACCACCAGCCACCGUCGCGGUGGGGAAGGACGAGCUGUGAUGUCCCACGGGGACCAGGACGUCCCUGCUGGGACCCAGUGACCACCAGCAUUGUGGGGCUGCUGGAUGGGACCCCCCCCUCUGCCCCCCACUGACGUGGGAUGGGGAACUGAGGGAUGCCCUGCGCAGCACCCACACCCCCCUGCGGAGCUGACCGGGGGGUGUCACAGAGUCUCUGGGGGGGUGACACGGGGGACAAGGGAGGGAUGGUGUGUUAGGGGUGAGGACCCCGGGCCACCGUAGCAGACACGUGCCUUUCAGCUCGGCUGAACUUGCAGCUAUUUAAGUGCCUUCUGCAGAAAACAGGUCAAUAAAGGUGGGUUUUUUCUAA
This is a messenger RNA of Calidris pugnax (ruff), 2069 nucleotides long. RefSeq names its product prolyl 3-hydroxylase 1 (gene P3H1). Bases 30 to 1739 code for a protein of 569 amino acids. Gene Ontology annotation, cellular component: endoplasmic reticulum. The record is from RefSeq and is a predicted model, not a curated record. Lineage: Eukaryota; Metazoa; Chordata; Aves; Charadriiformes; Scolopacidae. Gene Ontology annotation, molecular function: protein binding; L-ascorbic acid binding; iron ion binding. The transcript has 14 exons. Gene Ontology annotation, biological process: collagen metabolic process.